This is a messenger RNA of Tetrahymena thermophila SB210, 954 nucleotides long. RefSeq lists its product as hypothetical. The transcript is spliced from 6 exons. Lineage: Eukaryota; Ciliophora; Oligohymenophorea; Hymenostomatida; Tetrahymenidae. The record is from RefSeq and is a predicted model, not a curated record.
AUGUACUAGAAUUAAUAUUAGCAACCUCAAUAAUAGUAUGGCUAUAAUUAAGGAUAGUAAGGAUAAUAAUACAGUUAAGCAUACUAGCAAUAACCUUACUAAUAGUAAUAAGGAAGUCCUUACUAACAAUAAUAAAACUAUCCAUAAGGAUAUGGAGCUUAAUAAUAAGCAUACUAAUAGUAAUAAUAAGGCUAUGCAUAAUAAUAAGGAUACCCUGCAUAGAAUUAGCAAUACUAUCAAGAAGAUUAUGAUAGUUUGCAGUAAUAUUAAGAUAAUUUCAAUAGUGUUUAGCCUAGAACUCGUUUAGAAAGAGAAGCUAUGAAAGAUAAAGAAUCUAUAGAAAAAACUAGAAUCAAUUAGAGAGUUGGAUAUGAAACUAGAAAUACUGAUGUAAAACAACUUCUUCAUAAUCCUGAUCCAAAAUCCACUUUGUUUAUUCCAGAAAACUAGAGAUUUGAUAAAGAUUUUAGCGUUUUUGAUAAACAGUAGAGAGAUUAAAGAUUCGCAACUAAAGAAGUCGCUUUAGAAAAACAUAGAAUUGAGGCUUUAGAAAGAGAGUCAAAAAGAUGGGAGUAAAUGGAAAACUAAGUAAAUAAAGAAUAAGUUAAAAGACAAUUUUAAGCAGAAGUGUUAAAAGCUGGAAAAAGAAAUACUAAUGGUAUGCCAUUUAAUCCUAUAACUCUAGAAUAUGAAAAAAGUAGUGCUGGUGAUUCAUUAAAAAAGAGAGAUGAAAUGGCUAAAGUUAGAGGAUAUGUUAGGGCAGAAAAUUUAGAUACUAGAAGUAAUUGUGGCUACAAUAUUUUAACAGGUGAAUAAAGAAUUGGAGUUGAAUAUUUAGUACCUAAUCAUCUAAGAGAUGACUACAAAACUAAAGUAGAUUUAAAGAAUGAAUUUUAUAGCAUCAAAUAUAAAGGUGAAUAGCAAAAUUAAUAAAACUAAAAUAAAUAUUAUUGA